Molecule: messenger RNA, 1830 nt
Organism: Camelina sativa (false flax)
Lineage: Eukaryota; Viridiplantae; Streptophyta; Magnoliopsida; Brassicales; Brassicaceae
Product: glucan endo-1,3-beta-glucosidase 6
Biological process (GO): carbohydrate metabolic process
Molecular function (GO): hydrolase activity, hydrolyzing O-glycosyl compounds
Source: RefSeq, a predicted model, not a curated record
AAACUCGAGAGGCAUCGUUUGACGCGAUGCUUACGUGUCAUUUUGUCGUUAUGGGUUGCCAAAAGCAGAGCUCACUCGCUCGUGCGUGGUCGCUUUAAUACCCAGUGGUCUGCAAGAAACAGUACAGCUAAGCUCACAGCUCAAAAGCUCAAACUCCAAGCUCAGUGUGUGGUCUUGUAUCGCUUUUCAGUGAAGAGAAGGGUCAGAUCGGGCGAGCCAGAGAUAUGGGUUGGGCUUCGUUGUUACUAUUUUUGUCGGUGGCGGUGUUAUGUCAGAGAGCAAGUUCAAUUGGAGCUAACUGGGGCACACAGGCGUCGCACCCUCUUCCACCGGACAUAGUUGUGCGGAUGCUAAGAGAGAAUGGUAUUCAGAAAGUGAAACUCUUUGACGCAGAAUACGACACUCUCAGAGCUUUGGGCAAAUCCGGUAUAGAGGUUAUGGUCGGUAUUCCCAAUGAGAUGCUUGCUUCUCUCGCCUCUAGCCUCAAAGCCGCUGAGAAAUGGGUUGCUAAAAAUGUCUCAGUUCACAUCUCCACCGAUAAAGUUAACAUCAGAUAUGUGGCUGUGGGUAAUGAACCUUUCUUGUCGACUUAUAACGGGAGCUAUCUGAGUACUACUUUCCCUGCGUUGAGGAACAUCCAAAUUGCAAUUAUAAAAGCUGGUCUGCAGAACCAAGUGAAGGUCACAUGUCCCUUGAACGCUGAUGUCUAUGAAAGCUCCACCACUUUCCCUUCUGGAGGUGAUUUCAGAGCUAAUAUUCGUGAUCUCAUGAUCACUAUAGUCAAGUUCUUGAGCGAAAAUGGAGGCCCUUUUACUGUUAACAUCUAUCCCUUCAUCAGUCUUUACAAUGACGCCAACUUCCCAGUGGAUUACGCUUUCUUUGAUGGAAACUCACAGCCGGUGAGUGAUGGUGGGACUUACUAUUACAACAUGUUUGAUGCAAAUUAUGACACUCUAGUGCAUGCUCUGGAGAAGAAUGGGUUUGGUAACAUGCCUAUCAUAAUUGGGGAGAUUGGUUGGCCUACUGAUGGAGACAAGAAUGCGAACUUGGACUAUGCUAGGAAGUUCAACCAAGGCUUCAUGGCCCAUAUCUCAGGUGGGAAAGGGACUCCGAGGAGGCCUGGUCCUAUCGAUGCAUACCUGUUCAGCUUGAUAGAUGAGGAUGCUAAAAGUGUUCAGCCGGGGUACUUUGAGCGACACUGGGGGAUAUUCACAUUUGAUGGGUUACCUAAAUACGCCUUGAACCUAGGGACAACCAACACAGGAGCUCUGAUCCAGGCCAAAGGAGUACGUUACCAACAGAGGAAAUGGUGUGUGAUGAAGCCAAACGUGAAGCUGGAUGAUCCACAGGUGGCUCCCAGCGUGAGCUUUGCAUGUAGCCGUGGGGACUGCACCAGUCUCGGGAUUGGGACGUCCUGUGCGGAUCUGGACGGGAAGCAAAAUAUAUCGUAUGCAUUCAACAGUUACUUUCAGAUAAAUGACCAGCUUGAUACAGCUUGUAAGUUUCCAAACAUAUCAGAGGUGACCAAGACGGAUCCUUCAAGUGGAACCUGCAGAUUUCCGAUUAUGAUAGAGCCAUAUUACGGUGGGGCUUCCCGGGAACACAGGUUCUUCUUUCCACUACUGAUGGCUGCUGCCAUCGCGCUCUCUAUUUUUUGAAGGGUUUGGUCUUGUCAAUUUGUAAUUCUGUGUGAUGGCUUGAACUCUAUUAUCUUCUUCUUCUUCUUCUUCUUGAAUUCUUCUACUUUCUUUUGCCAGACCAAAUGAUUAUUAGAGCAGUUUUCAGAGAACAAACUAACCUUAUUAUGGUAAGUAUUUAGCCGUUUUGAUA